Messenger RNA from Lactuca virosa, 762 nucleotides. The record is from the annotation of a GenBank genome assembly. Lineage: Eukaryota; Viridiplantae; Streptophyta; Magnoliopsida; Asterales; Asteraceae.
AUGAAGGAAAUUGGGAGUGGAUCAUAUGGAGUUGUCUGGGGAGCAUUGAAUGAACAUACUGAAGAAGUGGUUGCGAUCAAGCAACUGAAGAUGAAGUAUAACUCGACGAAAGAAUGCAUGAACCUGACAGAAGUCAAGGCACUACGCCAGAUGGAUCAUCCCAAUAUCGUAAAGCUCAAGGAAAUCAUCAAAGAAUACGAUAGUCUGGCGUACAUGCACAAUAACAGCUACUUUCAUCGUGACCUCAAACCAGAGAACCUUCUUGUUUCCAAGGAUGUAAUAAAGAUUGCUGAUCUUGGUCUAGUUGGCGAGACGAACCAACAGCCAUACACUGUUAAUGUUGGGUUACGCUGUGUGAUCGGCAGUCCAACAGAAAGCAUGUUGAGCCUGGUAAAUAGCAAUUAUCAGUACCCACAGCUUCCUGGCGUCCAACUUUCUUCACUAUUACCAUCUGCAAGUCUGGAAUCACUCAAUCUGAUUGCCACACUUCUUUCAUGGAGUCCAUCCGCAAGGCCGACAGCGAUGAAGGCACUUGAUCAUCCUUUCUUCAAUACCUGUUCUGAAACAGAAGAUUCCUCGGAUCCUUCCGAAAACUUGAUAUGCCCGCCCCCAGAAAAUCAAUUCUACGGUUCCGAAACAGAAGAUUCCUCGGAAAAAUUGACUGGUCUGCUCCCAGAAAAUAUAUUUUGUGGUUCUGAAACAGAAGAUUCCUCGGAGGACCUAGAAAACCCAUUUUGUGUUUCCAAAACAGAAGAUCCCUAG